AUGAUUUCAGCAGAAAUUUCAACAGAAGUCAGUUCAACAUCAACUGAAUAUAAUGAUGAUCUUAUAACUACAACUGUAGUGACAAGUACCAAAACAAUUGAUCUAUCAACACGUACGUUUCAAUUUCGUUUUUGUUUUGCAUACGUUGCUAUCAUUGCCAUAUUAAGUGCUGUCAGUUUUAUAAUCGUACUUGAUAUACUCAAAUAUGGAUUUGGUAUUGAUCCAGUUCGUGAAGAACCUGAUCAGAUUCGUCGUAAACGAGCUUUGCUCAAACGGACUAAUCCUGAGACAAGAAAACCUCAAAACACAUUUCAUUUACGACGUAUGAACAAAGUAUCACCUUUUUCACAACGUCAAUAA
Molecule: messenger RNA, 360 nt
Organism: Rotaria sordida
Lineage: Eukaryota; Metazoa; Rotifera; Eurotatoria; Philodinida; Philodinidae
Source: the annotation of a GenBank genome assembly